CUCAGGCUCUGGCGCAGGGUCUGGAGGGAGAUCUCCUCGCACUUGAUUUGGAUCAGUGACAACAGUUUGAGGGAGUCGGGAGCUGGGGGAGACAGAGUGAGAAUGCCGCGAAGCGGAUCGAGACGCGAGGGUGCUGCGGGGACCGAGUGGGUGUUGCGCUCAUCGGAUCGCCUUGUAGCGCGGGUAAUCUUCUGCGAUCGAUCGGGGUGUUCGGUUUGGGCACGGUUGCUGCUCGCAACGGUAGAUGAUAGUCUCAGGGCCGUCUGGGAUGUAGACGUCGAUGAGGUCCUGAGAGUCGAAUGCGUGGACCUGGCCUUGGCAGGCAGCCACGUUGGGUGGGGGGAGGAAGGGGAGGAACCUAAGCCACGCGUCCGUGAGGACAAGUAUCGCCCACUGAAUAGGGGUGCGCACCACCCAACCUAUAGGAAAGGAGAGUGA
Postia placenta MAD-698-R-SB12 is the source of this 438-nucleotide messenger RNA. RefSeq lists its product as hypothetical. NCBI's taxonomy places the organism in Eukaryota, Fungi, Basidiomycota, Agaricomycetes, Polyporales, Adustoporiaceae. The record is from RefSeq and is a predicted model, not a curated record. The annotation marks the transcript as partial. The transcript has 3 exons.